Molecule: messenger RNA, 303 nt
Organism: Strongylus vulgaris
Lineage: Eukaryota; Metazoa; Nematoda; Chromadorea; Rhabditida; Strongylidae
Source: the annotation of a GenBank genome assembly
UGCGGUCGAUUUCUUGCAUCGGCCAGCUUUGAUGCAUCUGUGGUUAUCUACAAUAUAGAGGAGUACGUUGCUUUGUUUAAUUUACAAAUUAUUGCUGACAAAGACUAUUUAGUGGUAAAAUGUUGUGCAUUUUCACCUUCUGACGAAUUCCUAGCAACUUGUAGUCGAGAUAAGAGUGUAUGGUUUUGGCAAAUGGAUGAAGACGAUGAUUUUCAAGUUUGUUCUGUACUUCAGCAACACACUCAAGACGUCAAAUUUGUCAAAUGGCAUCCAUCUGAAGAGGUAAUUAAUAUCACAUGUUGA